AUGAGGGGGAAACAACAAGGGUUCCCUGGCCGUGGGAGGAGAGCACAAAACAACGUUCCCAACAUGCGCUUGCACGAGAAGAAGAAUAUGAGGGAGGACAGCGUGAUCGUUUCCUUCCAUCAAACCCAUGACCUCCAAGAAAGUGGCCCGCCAGCUCUCCCCGAACGCAACGUUCACGUUCAAGAACAGGCGUCGCCCGCCAUCUUCCUCCCCACUUGGAACGCUGAAUCAGUGUUCGGGCUCCCUUCAUACAACUUCGGCAACGGAGGGGUGGGAGCGGAGGAGUGGGGAGCCUCGGCGAACUAUGCUUUGAGGGAUCUGAUCGCACAGUCGUCUAUCGAGGGCAGUGUUGGGAGUCAAGACGUGAAGAUGCUGCAGAUGUCGCAUCCGAAGGUUGAUUUGAGGCACAACCCUCACAAGUCGUGCGAUUCCGUUGAUGCUGCGUUGGACCGAGCUCAUGUGCAAGAAGAGAAAAUCUCAGAGCUCGAAUUUCAGCUCGAGCAGAGCAAGAGACAGAACAAGUCGCUGAUUUUGGAGAAGGCCAAGGAUUGUGAGAAAAUAGAAAACUUUGAAUUGAGACAGAAUGAGCUGGAAAAGCUUGUUUGCAGCCUUCAAGGAACGCUUGCAGACAUGCAGGCAGUGAAUCUUAGAUUGAACGAUGAGAUGUAUCAUCUACGAAGAAUAUUACAGGAAUUGAUCCGAAACAUCCGACACACUCAAGGAAACGAUGUCUCAGUGGAAUCGAUCGAUAGAGAGAUCGAUACGAUGAAGAAGCAGGAGUGUACGGUGGUGUCCAAGAAGUUGCUGGCCUCGUUUGAAGAGCAAAUCACAAAGAAGCUCAUGGCCAACAAACAUGUAGAAAUGAUGGAAAACGAGGAGGAGCUUACUGUUUAUUCGGGUUCGAAUGAAGGGCACAGAAACAGAAAUGUUGAGAAUUCAACAAGCGAGACAUCAUCUGCAAGCCAACGGAAGCACGGUCAAGAGAAGAGCCCUCUGGAAAGGAAUCACACGAAGCACAAGAAUCAAAAGCGAAACAUGCAGGGCAAGAACUCGUUUGGGCACUGGCUGUGUGUCCAUUGCGGAUUCACGAAUGUGCUUGUGAAAGACGAGAAGGCGGCGGCGUCGAAGAGUUCAUCUUCGGAUCUUUCAAUCUAUCACACCUGUGAGAUGUGCGGAGUCUUGUGCGACGUGGACGAGGCAGAGAGGAUGAGGAAGAAGGAGGAGGAGGCGAACAUACGGGAGGUAGAGGAGGCGCUUCUAUCGCAGGAGCGCUCGCCGUCCGUUGCAGUUGAGCUUGUCAAGUCUGGUGAGACGGGAACCAAGAGUCAGGACAAGGAUGUGUGCGAGCACGUAGAGAACGGUAUGGCCGUGGAAGAAUCUUUUUCCGACAGCUCGAAGACUUUUUCUGCUGGAUCGAGCGACAAGGACCUUGCGGAGAAGGCUCUGCCGCCGAUGCCUCAAAGUUUGCGGGUGGUGAGGACCAACGAGGGUGACGUGGGGGACUCAGAGGCUUCGAAAUCGAAUGAAGAGGAGAUGCAGGAGGGGCUCUUUGUUGGUAGACGAGAGAAUGUCGGGGGAAGGAUUAGGAGGAAAUGA
Messenger RNA from Guillardia theta CCMP2712, 1596 nucleotides. RefSeq lists its product as hypothetical. The record is from RefSeq and is a predicted model, not a curated record. NCBI's taxonomy places the organism in Eukaryota, Cryptophyceae, Pyrenomonadales, Geminigeraceae. The transcript has 8 exons. The coding region runs from base 1 to 1596 and encodes 531 amino acids.